UCGCUGGCAAGUGUUUGAAUUUCGUAGAUACUUUGGCCUGCCUGCCUCGAAACCCAUUUCGUUUUUAAUUGUUUACAGUUUUUGAAUUUAGUUGUAUUUGAUUUUCACGUACUCGCGCACUGCCGUCUCAGAAGUGUGCGUUAUUUUAGAAGUUUCAAUUUGGAAUCGUACAAGUCUCAAAAGGAUCGUAAAUAGAGUCUAUCAAUAUAUGUGCAUAUGCAUAUAUAGCGACGUUCACGAACUGUAUCUGUCACUGUCACUGUCACUGAGAGCGAUCGAUAGCUGUACCUCCAUGUGUGUGCAUGAGUGGCAGCAUCAGUAGCGCACCCAAGGACCAAGGACCUCAUCCACAUAGCCCAUCAAUCUCUCAGAUGCCAGUGGCGGAAUCCCCCCGAUAAAGGCAUCGCAUCGCAUCGAAUCGAACUGCAUCGCAUCCAUUGGACAAGGACGAGGACGAGGACUAGGACGAUAGGACAGUGACUGACGCAUCCUGCGCUCGUUUGAUCGUUCGUUCGCUCGCUCUCUCGCUCGCUCUAUCGCUCUUUCGCUCGCACGCACCAACAAACCAAACAGAAAUACCAGAAACAAUACCAAGCAAGCCAAAAACCAAAUAAUACCAAGCUAAACAGACGCCUCAUUACCAAACAUCGAACGUUUCGUUGUCGUUGAACCAAAAAAAAAAAACAAAAAUAAACACCAGAAGCAAAUCAAUCCAAUCCAAUUCAAUCAAAUCCAAGCCAAGCCAAUCCAAUCCAAAAUCCAAACAAUUCAAAUCAAACCGAAUCCACGAGACAUAGAAACUGAACAGUAAACAGUAAGAUCAACAGUAACGUAACAGAAGCCCAAAGCAAAAAGCAAAAAGCUAAAGCAAUCAUCAGUCAAAGUCGAUAACCAAAACCAGCAACAUUCAGUUAAAAAUGGCCGAAGACGCUACCAUGGAGACAUGUCCAAGUCCUGAAAUCGGCGAUUCACGCAAAAGGCCACUCGAUUCCGAUCCGGAAAAUGAACAAACUAAACGCUCACAUUUCAGUUCCGUUUAAUGAUUGGAAAGCGGCGCGUAGGUUCAAUCAAAACACUGAACAGUAAAGAGAAAAACCUCAAGAAACCUCAAAUUGCAAUUUACGAUAUAUAACAAAUCCCAAACAAAUAACGCAUAAAUUAGUUGAUCACUUGAUCAGUUGAAUAAGGAGCGAAACGAGUACAAUCGAUUCAAGGCAGCAUCAAUUCCGUCGCAAACAAACCGAAGACUGAACGGGAACGGCAACAAUUCCAAGGCAAUGGAGAGUAUUAUGAAGGUGGCCAUGGACAAGGCGGCCGAGCAGCUGAUUCAGCAGUUUGGCUUUGAUUACUUGCAGCAGCAGCUGCAGCUGCAACAUCAAAGCCAACAGCAACAGCAACAGCAAGAACAACACCAACAGCAGCAUGAACAGCAACUAGAACCAGAACCAGAAAACGAACAUCUCACAUACCGAUAUCAGCAAUCAAAGCCCACACAUAUGCAGCAAUUAGCUUUUAACUAUCAGCCACGACAUUCCACAACCACGUCGUCGCCCUCAUCCACACAUUCGCUGGCCAGCGGCGGCAGCAGCAGCAGCCACAGCAGCAGCAGCAACAGCAGCAGCAGCGACAGCAGCAGCAGCAACAUCAGCAACAUCGGCAACAUCAGCAACAUCAGCAACAUCGGCAACAUCAGCAACAUCAGCAACAGCAAUCAUAGCAACGCUGCAUACUCAUUAGCCGUUCAUAGCUAUCAAAGGCAAAUAGAAAACCCGGCUAAUCCCAGUCAUGUUCCGCAUCAUCAGAUGGAUCUGUCGCCCCUGAGUGAGAAUGGUUCGCCAAAUGGUACGCCAGGUGCCCAGACGCCGACUGCAACAGCGAGUGGCAACACGGCCGCAGCACUUGCAGCAGCAGCAGCCGCAUCAGGAGGCAGCGGCAACGGCAACAGCAACAGCAACGGCAACGGCAGCAGCCACGCGCAACAGCAACUGCAGCUGGGCGGCUAUAAGACUAACUCCUGCUGGUGUUACGGUGAGUCAGUUUGUUCUGGAAUUGAGGUUGAAAUUGAAAAUAAUAACAAUAAUCAUAUUCAUCAUGGCGAGACAACGUAUCACAUGAAAAUACUGGUGCCCGCGGUGGCCUCCGGGGCCAUCAUCGGCAAAGGUGGCGAGACGAUCGCCUCCCUGCAGAAGGACACGGGUGCUAGGGUCAAGAUGUCCAAGUCGCACGACUUCUACCCAGGCACCACCGAACGCGUGUGCCUGAUCACCGGCUCCACGGAGGCCAUCAUGGUCGUGCUGGAGUUCAUCAUGGACAAGAUCCGCGAGAAGCCCGACCUGACCAACAAGAUCGUCGACGCCGAGUCCAAACAGACACAGGAGCGCGACAAGCAGGUCAAGAUCCUGGUGCCCAACUCCACUGCCGGCAUGAUCAUUGGCAAGGGCGGUGCCUUCAUUAAACAGAUCAAGGAGGAGAGCGGCUCCUAUGUCCAGAUCUCGCAGAAGCCCAAGGAUGUGUCGCUGCAGGAGCGCUGCAUCACCAUCAUUGGCGACAAGGAGAACAACAAGAACGCCUGCAAGAUGAUCCUCUCGAAGAUCGUCGAAGAUCCCCAGUCGGGCACCUGCCUGAACGUCUCCUACGCGGACGUCAGCGGCCCGGUGGCCAACUUUAAUCCGACCGGCUCCCCGUACGCCACCAAUCAGAAUGCCAUCAACUCGAGCACCGCCUCGUUGAACUCCACGUUGGGCACCACGAUCGGCGGUGCGAACUCGGCGGCCAGCCUGCUAGUCAACGGCACCGGCAUCAAUUUGUCCAUCAAUCUGGGCUCACCCAAUCCGGCGCCCAAUCUGGCGGUUGCCACACAGCUGCUCGAGCAUAUUAAGGUUGCCAUGCGCGGCUCUGGCUACUCGGAGACCGUAACGAACGAAGUCGUCGCCGCUCUGGGCGUGCUGGCCAAGUACGGUGUCCUUGGAAUGGGCGUGGGUGUCUCGCACACCAACGGCGCCCACUCGACGCUGGGCAACUUCCUGGGCGUAACGACGCUGGACCAGCAGACAGCGGCCGCCGCCUCCGCGGCCACCGCCAGCAAUGUGUUCGGUGCCGUCGGCCAGGUGAAUCUGGAGCAAUAUGCCGCAGCGGCGGCCGCUGCAGCUGCGGCCAGCCGGCCGACGCAGUCGCAACUGGACGCUGCCGCAGUGCAAUUCGAUCCAUUCCGCCAUUUGAGCUCGGCCACGGCGCCGGGCGCCACGCCCGUCUCACUGAACAACAAUAGCUUUGGGCUGACGGCAGCCACGGGAACGGCGACCACGGCGCAGCUGGGCGGUCUAAGCAAGAGUCCCACUCCGGGCGACCUUAGCUCCAAGGACUCGAAGAACGUCGAGGUGCCGGAAGUGAUUAUCGGCGCUAUUCUAGGUCCGAACGGUCGUAGUUUAGUUGAAAUUCAACAUGUUUCUGGCGCAAAUGUGCAAAUUUCCAAAAAGGGCAUAUUCGCACCUGGCACUAGAAAUCGCAUUGUAACCAUAACUGGUCAGCCGAGUGCCAUUGCCAAAGCGCAAUAUCUAAUUGAACAGAAAAUCAACGAGGAGGAGACAAAGAGGGCGCGACAAAUUCCAUUAACCACUGUUGUGAAUUAAAAUAAAUCAAACAAAAAUAAUAAUAACUAAUAUCCCCGAGUAAAGCAACAAACCAGCAAUCUUAACAGAACAUCAAACAAACAGGCAAAAGCAAAGCAACAACAAACAAACUAUCCCUUACCCCGACGAUUUUCCUCUCAAACUUGUUAAUUUUCUUGAAAAACGAGAGGAAAAUUUCAAAACUAAAACUAAAAUGAAAUUAAAUGAAAUGAAAAGAAAGGAAACACCAAUUGUUAUGCUUGCAGCUCAGAGUUAAGCAGUUAAAAUCGAAAAUAAUAAUAAUAAUGUAUUGCAACAUCCAUAAAUUUUUGUUGAGUAAACAGUUCCAAGGCCUUCACCUCGAGAGAUUUGCUUUAACUAACGCCCUUUAAGAAAGUGAAAAACGAGACGAGAAGUAGUAAAAAAUCUGUAAAAAUACAAGUACUAUAUAACAAAUGUGCCACCUUCUCGGCUAUACAUUGUUGCAUUUGUUUGUCGCGAUCGUAAAAAACGAAAAAAUCGAAAACAAGUCAUAUUGCCAAUUGCCAAUUGCCAGUUAGACACAAACUAGUUGCGAAAGAAGAGCGUUUGGGUUUUUGGUUUGUUUGUGAUGCGUAUGUUUGCGUUGCGUGUUUUGUUUUUGGUACUCCCAACCAAGCUAUACGUUACGAUACAUGGGGCAUAUAUACAUAUGUAUAUGUACACAGUUGUUGAGUCUUGUUUAUAUAUAUUAUCUACACACAUAUGCCCAUACAUAUAUAUAUAUACAUAUGCCACCACCCCACUUACACACUUACACACCGCCUUCCCCAAAAACACACACACCUAAUUAUUAGCAUUAUGUUGAGCUAAACGAAAAUCAAAUGUAUAAUGAGCGAGCGUUUUCAGUGAAAACUUCAGGUGAUUCUUACCCUCGAAAUAAGGUAAAUAUUUUACUACACAAAAACCACAACAGACAAAAACACUUGCUACACUGCAACUGCAAACAGGCUAGUGAAACAUACAAUUUCAAAGAGUUAAGCAAAACUAAGAGUGACUUUGUUGACCUUUUCGUGAUUUCGUUAAAGUUUUCUGUUCCAUCUUUUCUCUGUUGUUGCCCCACUCCCUCUAAUUGCUUAUCGCUGCUAAUAUAUAUAUAUAUACUAUCCACCUACUAUUCUGCAGCCUGACCUCUGUAUAUGAACACUUUCGGAACGCUACAGUUGAUGUUGGUCAUGAUAAUGUUGUUUAGUUUUAGAUACAAUCCGAUCCGAAACGAUUCGAUUCGAUUAGAGUCGAUUUGGAUUCGAUCGGAUCGGAUCGAGUGGUGUUAAUGUGUUGCGCGCGCACGUGAGUCUCCUUUUGGUUAUGAUUUUGUGCUCCCGAUUUGUUACUCCUUAUAACUUUUGUUUUAUGUAUACAUAUUAUUUAUGAAAAAAAAACACACACACAUUGCGAUUUGUUAGUUGCCAGUCUGAGAACUGCACUUCUUACCUUCUCUUUUUUUUCUUGUCAUUUUGCGUUUGUUAACCACUAUUUUUGGUAAAUUUAGCACAUUUGUUUCUCACAUUCUAAUUUUAAGUCGUACAUUUUCUCUCACCUAAUGCAUCACAAAUAUCUUAAAAAAAAAAGAAUACGAAAACAACAUAAAAAACCUUAGCAAAACAAUUAUUUCUUUGUAAAAUAUUCGCAUUAAAGCAUUCAUUUAGGGGUUUCUUCAUACGUCAAAACAAACAAUCCACCAAACAAUUUCCCUUAUUAAUUUUAAGUAUUGUGCAAUUAUUAAACAUUGUUUCAAUGAACAUUUCAUAACGAUUAUAUGUACAUAUCUAUCUAGAAACGCAGUGUAAAGACAAAAGAUGUUAACAUCACAUUUGAAAAAAAAAUUUCCUCUUCAUAUACACACAAAAUACACAAGGAUAAAAGUACCCAUACGAACACCACUCACCUACAGAGAGAGAAAUGCCUUACUUGUAAUGAAAUUUUUCUUAUUUACUUUAUUCCUUACACAUAUAAUUUAGUUUAACACUUCUUUUCGAUAAAUAAAACGAAGAUGAAACGAAAUUUAAAUAAAAUUUGUCUACAAAACCAA
Messenger RNA from Drosophila erecta, 5679 nucleotides. It is a transcript of the gene pasilla, whose product is annotated as RNA-binding protein Nova-1. NCBI's taxonomy places the organism in Eukaryota, Metazoa, Arthropoda, Insecta, Diptera, Drosophilidae. Gene Ontology annotation, biological process: mRNA splicing, via spliceosome; regulation of alternative mRNA splicing, via spliceosome. Gene Ontology annotation, cellular component: cytoplasm; nucleus. The record is from RefSeq and is a predicted model, not a curated record. Gene Ontology annotation, molecular function: mRNA binding. The coding region runs from base 1278 to 3629 and encodes 783 amino acids. The transcript is spliced from 8 exons.